Molecule: messenger RNA, 1338 nt
Organism: Scheffersomyces coipomensis
Lineage: Eukaryota; Fungi; Ascomycota; Pichiomycetes; Serinales; Debaryomycetaceae
Gene: TDH3
Product: glyceraldehyde-3-phosphate dehydrogenase (phosphorylating)
Exons: 1
Coding region: 151-1158 (335 amino acids)
Biological process (GO): glucose metabolic process; glycolytic process
Cellular component (GO): cytosol
Molecular function (GO): NADP binding; NAD binding; glyceraldehyde-3-phosphate dehydrogenase (NAD+) (phosphorylating) activity
Source: RefSeq, a predicted model, not a curated record
AACGAAAUUUCCUCCUUUUUCCAUAUAAAUUAACCCUCAAAUUUCCAAUUCAUCCAAUUUUUUAUAAUUUUUAUGUUUUACUAUUUUCUUUUAGUUUUAAUCAAUUGAUUUCAAUUUAAUUUAAAUUAAAAAACAUAUACAUAUUAUACAAUGGCUAUCACAGUUGGUAUUAACGGUUUCGGUCGUAUUGGUCGUUUAGUCCUUAGAAUUGCUUUAGCAAGAAAAGAUAUUACAGUUGUUGCUGUCAAUGAUCCAUUCAUUGCUCCAGAUUAUGCUGCUUAUAUGUUCAAAUAUGAUUCUACUCAUGGUAGAUAUGAUGGUGAAGUUACCUCUGAAGGUGAUUCUUUAGUUAUUGAUGGUCACGCCAUUAAAGUUUUCCAAGAAAGAGAUCCAGCUUCCAUUCCAUGGGGUAAAGCUGGUGUUGAUUACGUUAUUGAAUCAACCGGUGUUUUCACCACCUUAGAAGGUGCUCAAAAACAUAUUACUGGUGGUGCUAAAAAAGUUAUUAUCACUGCUCCAUCUUCUGAUGCUCCAAUGUUUGUUGUUGGUGUUAACUCUGAUAAAUAUACUUCAGAUUUAAACAUUAUUUCAAAUGCUUCUUGUACUACCAAUUGUUUAGCUCCAUUAGCUAAAGUUAUUAAUGAUAAAUUUGGUAUUGAAGAAGGUUUAAUGACCACUGUUCAUUCCAUUACUGCCACUCAAAAAACUGUUGAUGGUCCAUCCCAUAAAGAUUGGAGAGGUGGUAGAACUGCUUCUGGUAACAUUAUUCCAUCUUCCACUGGUGCUGCUAAAGCCGUUGGUAAGGUUAUUCCAGAAUUAAAUGGUAAAUUAACCGGUAUGUCUUUAAGAGUUCCAACCGUUGAUGUUUCCGUUGUUGAUUUAACUGUUAGAUUAAAGAAACCAGCCACUUAUGAAGAAAUCUCUGCUGCCAUUAAAGCUGAAUCUCAAGGUGCUCUUAAAGGUGUAUUAGGUUACACUGAAGAUGCUGUUGUCUCUACCGAUUUCUUAGGUUCAUCAUACUCUUCAAUCUUUGAUCAAAAAGCUGGUAUUUUAUUAUCUCCAACCUUUGUUAAAUUAAUCUCUUGGUACGAUAAUGAAUUUGGUUACUCCACCAGAGUUGUUGAUUUAUUAGAACACGUUGCUAAAGUUUCUGCUUAACUAUCCACAAAGUUAUAAACAAGAUUAGUGAUUAAUUUAAUUUAUCAUUAAUCAAUUGCUUAUAAUGAGUUGAUUGAUUGGUUUAAGUUCCAGAUUAUUUUUAUAUAUAUAUAAUUGUUUUGAUAUAAUUUAUAUAACUUUUUAGCUUCAAAAAUGAUAAAUAUAUUGAUAUAUUUUUAA